This is a messenger RNA of Ochotona curzoniae (black-lipped pika), 995 nucleotides long. It is a transcript of the gene CRYGS, whose product is annotated as crystallin gamma S. Bases 143 to 796 code for a protein of 217 amino acids. The record is from RefSeq and is a predicted model, not a curated record. Gene Ontology annotation, molecular function: structural constituent of eye lens. Gene Ontology annotation, biological process: lens development in camera-type eye; visual perception. The transcript is spliced from 3 exons. Lineage: Eukaryota; Metazoa; Chordata; Mammalia; Lagomorpha; Ochotonidae.
UCAGCGAAGCCUGCAGCUCAGCAGGACUUGGUAGGCACUAAAAGGGGUAGUGAAGCUGUCCUUUAUUUUAUAAUCCCAAUUGUUUUGCUAGAAACCAUCAGUAGCCUCAAAAUGACUGACUCAAUUUUUGGAUCCAAUUCUCAUGACUAAGCAAGUGUUCGGUUUGAAAUCAGCCCACUAUAAAUGUCUCGGGGCCUCUCACUGUGGCUAUCCCUGGAUUUCUCUCUGUACUGGGAAGCCAGUCUAUGAACUAAACAUGUCUAAAACCCCAACAAAGAUUACUUUCUAUGAAGACAAAAACUUUCAAGGCCGCCGGUAUGACUGCGACUGUGACUGUUCGGAUUUCCACGCGUGUCUAAGUUGCUGCAACUCCAUCCGAGUGGAAGCAGGCACCUGGGCAGUGUAUGAACGGCCCAACUUUGCCGGGUACAUGUACAUCCUGCCUCAGGGAGAGUACCCCGAGUACCAGCGCUGGAUGGGCCUCAAUGAUCGCCUCAGCUCCUGCCGAGCUGUCCGUCUGCCUAGUGGAGGCCACUAUAAGCUUCAGAUCUUUGAGAAAGGGGAUUUUAAUGGUCAGAUGUAUGAGACCACUGAAGAUUGCCCUUCUAUCCUGGAGCAGUUUCACAUGCGCGAGAUCCACUCAUGUAAGGUGCUGGAGGGUGCCUGGGUCUUCUAUGAGCUACCCAACUACCGUGGCAGGCAGCACCUCCUCGACAAGAAGGAGUACCGGAAGCCCGUUGAUUGGGGUGCAGUCUCCCCAGCUGUCCAGUCGUUUCGCCGCAUUGUGGAGUCAUGAUGGGAGGGGGCCAUAGGCUUCUUCCCGCGGUCCCAAGAGAUAGCCUAAGUAAAAUCAUUGACUUGCAUGCCACUGCUGACUGUAACCACUCUCUUAAAUGCUUUUAGGGACCAGCAAUGUAGUGCCAGCCACAGCAAACAGCUCCAUAGGCAACUAACUCAUUUGUCAGAUUUCCAAAAUGGGAUGGCAUUAAACGGAU